AGGUCAACGGAAGCUCUAAGAAAGAUGGCGUCAUUAUUCAUGUCAGCAACCAGCGCUCUUUGCUCCUCAUAAAUAGCGGCCUCUGCAGCCUCUGCUCUCUCCCAUCUCUCUUACGCGCUAUGUUUGGAUAUCCAACAAUCCCACGCGCCUCCUCCGAGGUUUUCAGCGACUCCCUGUCGGCCCCCGACGUCCUGACGACUUCGCCGUUAAUCUUCCCUACAUUAUGUCCGGUAACCGCCGAGUUGUUCGAGUCAGUGACCGAGGCGUUUCACAGUGGCAGCAGCAGCGGGAGUUACAACUCGCCGAGUUCGCUCACCAGUUGCAGCACCACUACCACUCAGAGACGGAGUCUGAUGCAGAGAAGCGUCAGUAGCCAUUCCCUCAAAAUUCAAAAGAAUGGGUUUCAUAAUUGUCAUUUGGCCACCAGCCUUAACGAGUCUAUUGAUUCUGAUUCCGUCCCGGUGAGGAGAGUUUUCAGUACCGGAGAUUUAGACCAGGGAAAUAGCAUGGGGCAGCGUAAUUGGAGGUGGGAGAGUCCACUAGGGAGUGAGAGUAAUGCGAUCAUUGAAGGAAUGAGCAGAGCCUGCCGCUAUAGUCCUCAACAGAAGAAAGAAAGGAUUGAAAGAUAUCGAAGUAAAAGAAAUCUGAGGAACUUCAACAAGAAGAUUAAGUAUGCCUGUAGGAAAACAUUGGCAGAUAGUAGGCCACGUGUUCGAGGUCGAUUCGUAAGAAAUGAAGAAAUCGAGAAGAUCAAUGAUCAUCAAGUUGAAUGGAUUCAUGUAAAUGGUGAGGAAGAAGACGAUGAAGAGAAUUGGAUUGCUUUUAUUGAUUCACUCUCACCAAAUCUCAUUAAUCCUUAAUGUUAAAAGGAGUUUCUAAUGUUUUUCUUUUUGCAAAUUUACUGUGAAAAUUGUAUUAGAUUUGCUUUUGUUCUUUUAAUAUUUUGAUGCAAUGUUAACUAAGUUCUUCUUACCUUUAAA
Molecule: messenger RNA, 980 nt
Organism: Gossypium raimondii (Peruvian cotton)
Lineage: Eukaryota; Viridiplantae; Streptophyta; Magnoliopsida; Malvales; Malvaceae
Product: two-component response regulator-like APRR9
Exons: 3
Coding region: 120-860 (246 amino acids)
Biological process (GO): regulation of flower development
Cellular component (GO): nucleus
Molecular function (GO): protein binding
Source: RefSeq, a predicted model, not a curated record